GAAGAAGUAGUUGCCUCUGACAUCACUGAACUGCAAGUUUGCAAGUGGUUAGUUUGGGGUAACAGAGGAAGCAGCUCCUUCACUGUGAUAAGCUGGCAGUGCAAUAGAGAGAGACAUACACAUGCUGUUUCAUAAGGAUACGCCUGAUUUCCAGAAAUAACCAUGUUUUUGUGGCUUAAAGUCUUAGCAUUUGGCUUUGUCAUUCUGGACCAGGAUGCUUUUGUCAAAGCCAGAGAUCCAAAUCCGACAACUGCCACCUCUCCUCCCCCUGUGUCACCUCCAUCUGCACGCUCCACUUCACUCUCACCUGCAGGCACCACCAAAGCCAGAGAUCCAAAUCCGACAACUGCCACCUCUCCUCCCCCUGUGUCACCUCCAUCUGCACGCUCCACUUCACUCUCACCUGCAGGCACCACCAAAGGGGAUCUGCCAGCAUCAACUACAAGUGAUGGUUACACUCCAACAUCCUUGCACAGCACCACCUCACCAACCAGCAUGCCAGCAAACACUGGGAUCAUCCCCAAUCACACCAUAGCAACUACCACAGUGACAACUGAAGCACCCUGUGAUUCUGAAGUUCAGUUCCUAAUAGGAGAUGAAACAGAUGCGAAUAACCAUGUUGAAGUCAACGUGACAGGGCUCCAUGCAAGCAAGCAAUAUGUUACUUUGCGGGAUGAAAAUAAUAUAUCCAUAAAUUAUAGCAGGCACAAAAUAAAGCUUCAGACAUGCCAGAAAUACACACUUGAAAAUGGAAAUUGUCCACCAGUGAGUUUGUUUAUCCCACCUGACAAAAGCAAGUAUUCUUUCAGUACUUCGGAUAUAAAAGACAAAACCGCCAAGUUAUGCUGGAACAGCUCAUCUGACUGUCAUGUGCAGUACCAUUCUAUAUGUAAAUCUGACUCUUUAACAACCCAUUCAAGUGAAUCAGAUCAUGCUUGUGGAAGUCUGGAAAAUUUGCAGCCCAACCAUCACUACACGUGCAUGAGUACAGUACGAUUUCAUGAUAGGAAGUUCGCGUGUGAAAACUUCUCCAUAGAAACAGAUUUUAGUCCUCCAGAAAAACCAAAAAAUCUUCAAAUCCAUAGUUCUGCCAGAAAUGUAUCACUUACAUGGGACAAAUCUCUCAGCACAUCAAAUGGUAGUAUAGCUGGCUAUAUUGUGUGCUGCAAUACCACUGACUGCUAUGAAACAGAAAAGCCCAGUGUAACUGCAUUUACUUGUGAUAAAUUACAUCCUUAUGCUGAUGGUUUUGUAUCAGUCACUGCCUUUACAAUGAGCAAACACGGUCGUAAACUUAAAGGAGAUAAGGCAGAAAGCAUAUUUAAGACAGAGCCAGCAAAACCACAGCGAGUGACUGACCUUCACGUAACAUUGACAGCUGAUAAUGCAGUCCAAAUUAAGUGCAGAAAUCAAGAAGUGUUUGGUGAAAAAAAAAUAUUUGUAUUGCUUUGGAAUAAUGAAAAAAAAAAUAAUUCCAGGGAGUGUUCUUUUGUAGAAGAAAAUCUUUCUUAUUUGACAAACUAUUCAUUUCAGAUCCUUGUGAAUAAUGGAAAAUAUGAUGGAGAAACUACAGGUGGUCAUGUAAAAACCAGAUACAAUUCUAGGGCCUUGAUUAUAUUCUUGGCAUUCUUGAUCAUUGUGACCUCAAUUGCUUUACUUCUGGUUCUGUAUAAAAUCUAUGAUCUUCACAAAAAAAAGCUCAGCAAUUCUUCUGAAGAUGUGAGCCUUGUUAGAGUUAAAGAUGAUGAAAGGCAGCUUCUGAACAUAGAACCAAUACCUUCAGAACAGUUGUUGGAGACAUACAAGAGGAAGAUUGCGGAUGAAGGAAGACUUUUCUUGGAUGAAUUUCAGAGUAUUCCUAGAAUUUUCACUAAGUUUUCAAUAAAGGAGGCCAAAAAAAGCCAUAAUCAGAACAAAAAUCGUUACAUUGAUAUUCUUCCAUAUGAUCAUAAUCGUGUUGAACUCUCAGAGAUACAAGGAGACCCAGGAUCAGACUAUAUCAAUGCAAGUUAUAUUGAUGGUUUCAAAGAACCAAGAAAAUACAUUGCUGCACAAGGCCCCAAGGAUGAAACCACAGAUGAUUUCUGGAGAAUGAUCUGGGAACAGAAGGCAACAAUUAUUGUCAUGGUGACUCGCUGUGAGGAAGGAAACAGGAACAAAUGUGCCCAGUACUGGCCGUCAAUGGAGAAUGGCUCUGCAACAUAUGGUGACAUUAUUGUGAAGAUCAAUGAAAGUAAAGUGUGUCCAGACUAUAUCAUUCAGAAACUACAUAUUACAAAUGGAAGGGAAAGGACAGCUGGAAGAGAUGUCACUCACAUUCAGUUCACAAGCUGGCCAGAUCAUGGAGUCCCUGAGGAUUCGCAUCUUCUUCUCAAACUCCGGCGCAGAGUUAAUGCUCUCAGCAACUUUUUUAGUGGCCCAAUAGUGGUUCAUUGCAGUGCUGGUGUUGGGCGCACUGGAACAUACAUUGGAAUUGAUGCAAUGCUGGAGGGGCUCGAUGCCGAAGGCAGAGUGGAUGUUUAUGGCUAUGUUGUGAAGCUGCGUCGGCAACGAUGCCUCAUGGUUCAAGUAGAGUCACAGUACAUCCUCAUCCAUCAAGCACUAGUGGAAUACAAUCAGUAUGGAGAAACCGAGGUCAGUCUUUCAGAACUGCAUUCCUACCUUACAAAUCUGAAAAGGAAAGAUCCUCCAAGUGAUCCUUCUCUGCUGGAGGCAGAGUUUCAGAGGCUGCCCUCCUAUAAGGGAUGGCGGACACAGAACACUGGGAAUCGAGAGGAGAACAAAAGCAAAAACAGGAAUGCCAACACAAUUCCAUAUGACUUUAACCGAGUGCCAAUCAGGCGCGAAGAGGAACAAAGUAAGGAGAGUGAACGUGAUUCAGAUGAUUCCUCAGAUGGGGACAGCGAUUGUGAGGAAUCAAGCAGAUACAUCAAUGCUUCCUUCAUAACUGGCUAUUGGGGUCCAAAAGCCAUGAUUGCAACUCAGGGACCACUGCAGGAAACAAUCGCUGACUUCUGGCAAAUGGUCUUCCAAAGAAAAGUCAAAGUCAUUGUUAUGCUGACAGAGCUGAAAGAAGGAGAUCAGGAACUCUGCACACAGUACUGGGGAGAAGGAAAACAAACGUACGAUGGCAUAGAAGUACAAAUGACAGAUGUUAACUGUUGCCCUAGCUAUACAAUACGUGCAUUUGAUGUUACGCACCUGAAGAGGAAAGAAACACAGAAAGUGUAUCAGUAUCAGUACCACAAGUGGAGUGGCUCGGAUGUUCCUGAAAACCCCAAAGACUUAAUCAACAUGAUUCUAAACCUUAAACAAAAAGUUCCAACUAGACCAGGCUCCGAGGACAAUAGAGGCAACCGCAGUGUCCCGAUUGUCGUCCAUUGUCGUGACGGAUCCCAGCAAACUGGUGUAUUUUGUGCUUUAAUGACCCUCUUGGAAAGUGCAGAAGUAGAAGAAGUAAUAGAUGUCUUCCAAGUAGUAAAAGCUCUUCGACGCACCAGGCUGGGAGUGGUCUCCACCUUUGAACAUUAUCAAUUUCUGUAUGACACCAUUGCCAGCACCUACCCUGCACAGAAUGGACAAAUAAAGAAGAACAGCCAGCAGGAAGAUAAAGCUGAAUUUGGCAAUGAAGUAGAAAAAACAGAUCAGGAAGCUGAUUUGAUCACUAUUGAUCUUACCCCUUCAAUGCCAGAGAGAAAUGGGGCUUCUGAAGCAUGUGAAGAUUCUAAAGCUGCAGAUAGCACUAAGGAAACAGAAAGCUCUACAAAUGGUCCCACAACUCCAGUUUUAACUUAGAGGCUAUAUUAAAAAUAUGCAUGCGUUGAUUUUCAUGUGCAAAAAAUCUUAAACAAAAUAGGAAGUAUUUGAUUUCUUCCUCUUCGCCCUUUUUUUGGAAAACAUUUACUGUUAUAUCAAUUUUUCAAAGGUACACAAUUGUCAGAAUACUUGAAAAUAGUAGAGAGUGACAAAGAACUGUGAAAAUUUAUUUUUUUGUGUAGAUUUGCAUUUAAUACUUCAAAAAAUGUCUUCACUAUUUUAUACUUUUUAAAAUAUGUACAGUGUAAUACUAUGCUCUCAUGUUGAGCAGUGGGAAGGAAUUUUUUUUUAACUUUUGUAAUAAGGAAAAAAGAUGAUCUCAGAACACCAAAUGUAGUGUGUUGCAAGUACAGGUCUGUCUUCAAAACUCCUAGCAAGUAAAUUAACCUUACAAGCAAGAGUAUAUAAUAGAAUUUCAAAAGUGCUUAGCAAGCACUGCUUUCAUUAAAUUCUGUGGAACUUGUGUAACUUUAUCAAGCAAUCUUAAAUGCUUAUCAUUUACACGGUGUAUCAAUUCCAAGGAAGUCAGACUUUCUGAGCAUCUGACCCAUCAUCCUUUCAAAUCAAUGUGGAUUAUAAGCUUUGCAUUUUUCUAACUUGCCUCAAGAUGUCCUUGUUGCUCCACAUAAAUUCAUCUGAGAUUUCAAUAUUAGACUCAAAGAGGAAAGUUUGGAGAGUGGCAUGCUGAAUGACUGCAAAAAUUCUGAUAGAAAAUGCAUUGAGUUGACUUUGAGAGCUUGAAAUACUGUGUGCUGGCACAUGUGUCUUAUGCUUAUAUUCUGUAAUUUAAAAAGAAUACUUCCCUGAAAUUGCCUGUGCAUUAAAGAGUCUUGUGCAACUUAUAGUACAUGCUUCCCCCCGCCUCCAAAUAUUGUAGAUUUUAGAGGGAUUUUUUUUUUGAAUGAUGAGGUUUUGUUUGUUACUGUUGUGAUAAUUUUACUAUAUCCUACUGGAUUUUAGCUUAACAUUUUUAAAAUAAAUAAAAAGGACAAUAGUUGA
Molecule: messenger RNA, 4815 nt
Organism: Dromaius novaehollandiae (emu)
Lineage: Eukaryota; Metazoa; Chordata; Aves; Casuariiformes; Dromaiidae
Gene: PTPRC
Product: protein tyrosine phosphatase receptor type C
Exons: 32
Coding region: 163-3795 (1210 amino acids)
Biological process (GO): negative regulation of protein kinase activity; protein dephosphorylation; synaptic membrane adhesion
Molecular function (GO): protein binding; protein tyrosine phosphatase activity
Source: RefSeq, a predicted model, not a curated record